Molecule: messenger RNA, 1376 nt
Organism: Aphanomyces astaci
Lineage: Eukaryota; Oomycota; Saprolegniomycetes; Saprolegniales; Verrucalvaceae
Exons: 2
Coding region: 24-1334 (436 amino acids)
Source: RefSeq, a predicted model, not a curated record
GCCCAACCCAUGUGGCUGUCGGGAUGGUCUCAGAAAGAUGCAUCUGUGUGUGGGCAUUACUUGAACUGAGUGCUUGCUCCACUUUACGACUCGCAGCCAUGACCGCACUCUCCACGUCGUCGUACUCACUCAUGGAGCCGCUCGUGAUGAAGAAGCGCAAGCUCGAGUACAUCACGCCUCCGUUGAUGCACCCGCCGUCAGUCGUGGCACUCCACAGUCCCACCGCGUCCGACGACUUCGACUUUGAAGCGCACCCGCUGUACCACAGCCUGUCGCACAUCAAGACGAAGCGGGUCAAGGAGCUCGAGUUCUAUAAACGACACAUCUACGACCUGCAAGGCCAGAUCGAGACCCUCAAGCGAUGCCAGACGUCGCUGCUGCCGUGGGAAGACAUCGCGCAGGCCCUGAAAGAUGACACACUCGACAAGGUGCGAGACAACCGAUCGCUCAAGAAGGAGGUCGAGCACAACCACCGCAUGUACGGGUUCCUGAAGCGAUGGAUCGCGUCCAUCAACAGUCCCCGUUCGUCCGUCCCCCAUGCGUUCCAGGACUCAUGGCGCCAGUCCACGCUCUUCGCCGGCGACGACGCGUCCCGCCAUGUCGGCAUCACGUGGGUCAUCCGCCAUAUGCACCGAAAUGCUGAUCGCGCACUGGCUCACUUGGUUUAUCCGGAUGAAGACGACGAAUAUGUGGAUGUUGAAGUGGUCGAGGUGCAUGAAGGCGUGCUGGAGACCCGCGUGAUGCACCAGUUCACGGUCCAAUAUGGGUUGGAAGACGUGUCCCAAGCAUGCUACGUGGCGGAGAAGACGUUCGCGCAGUUCUACCUCCAGCGAGACUUUGACGACAACUACACGGCGCUCGUGAACGAAGGUCAGGACAUCGAGUACGCCCGCGAAGAAGUGGGUCCGGCCAACCAGAGCAUCGCCGACUACCUCAUCCAAGGUCGCUUCCACGAAGACAACCGCACCAUGCUGUGCCUAAAGACCGUCAUGGACGAAGCCCAUCCGCUGGACGACACCACGUGGACCGUGAACACCAAGCAGUGGCUCGUGGCAGACCGCACGGGACCCUCGACCACCCGCGUCCGAACGUACUACACGAUCGAACAUCCCAGUACCCAGACGGGGUUUGUCCCGGUAGAAGAGGUCGCCAACGUGUUCAACGUGGACUCGGACAGCGUCGCCACGGCCGUGGACCGCCUCAAGGACAGACAAGUGGCGACACACACCGACCAGCGCAAGAUGUACGCGGUGCAUCUCAUGAACGUGCUCGAGAACUUCACCAGCACCCCGUCGUCACCGUCGAAUAUCAUCAAGCCGGAAACAACCGGAUAGGAAAACCAUUAUUAAUCUCACAUGCCCUGUAAACUAUCACUU